Messenger RNA from Limanda limanda (common dab), 3078 nucleotides. It is a transcript of the gene kif28, whose product is annotated as kinesin family member 28. Gene Ontology annotation, cellular component: kinesin complex; microtubule. The record is from RefSeq and is a predicted model, not a curated record. Bases 1 to 3078 code for a protein of 1025 amino acids. The transcript is spliced from 27 exons. Gene Ontology annotation, biological process: microtubule-based movement; cytoskeleton-dependent intracellular transport. Gene Ontology annotation, molecular function: ATP binding; microtubule binding; microtubule motor activity. NCBI's taxonomy places the organism in Eukaryota, Metazoa, Chordata, Actinopteri, Pleuronectiformes, Pleuronectidae.
AUGCACGGGAAGGACUGUGUCAAAGUGGCCAUCAGAGUCCGUCCCUUCAACAAGAGAGAGAGGGAUGCAGGCAGCCACUGUGUCGUCUCCAUGGUGUCAAGCUCCAUCACCAUCCAGGACCCACGUGACUCUCAGACCCGACGCUCGUUCUGCUUCGACUAUGCCUACUGGUCCCACAGCGGCUUCUCUCGAGACCGCAAGGGCCUCUACGUGCCUGAGGAGGAGGGGGGGCGAUACGCUGACCAGGACAGUGUGUUCCAGGACCUGGGAGAAGGAAUACUGGACAAUGCCCUGCAGGGCUACAAUGCCACGCUGUUGGCCUACGGGCAGACCGGCUCGGGGAAGAGUUACUCCAUGGUGGGCUACGGGCCCAACAAAGGUCUGGUUCCUAAACUCUGUGAUCGACUGUUUGAGGCGAUCAGAGAAAACCAGGAUACCAGACAGUGUCAGGUCUUUUUCAGUAUGAUGGAAAUCUAUAAUGAGCAGGUAAUUGACCUGCUGUCUCGGGGGUCUCGCACGUCUGGGGCCCUCAGAGUUCGAGAGGAGCAGCAUAGAGGUUUCUAUGUGGAGGGUCUCCGUACUGUCCCCUGUGACAGUGCACAACAGGUGGAGCAGCUGAUGGAACAGGGCACCAGGACUCGAACCACAGCUGCUACUCACAUGAACGCCAACAGCAGUCGCUCACACAUGCUGAUCGUCCUCCAGCUCAAACAGAUUUUUUCCAAAGAGAGCAUCACGAAGCAGUCCAACAUCAACCUGGUGGACCUGGCCGGUAGUGAGCGUCAGAGGUCGUCGGGGUCAGAGGCCGACAGACUCAAAGAGGGCACAGCCAUCAACCUGAGCCUCACCACCCUGGGCAACGUCAUCAGUGCUCUUGCCGAUGUGGCUGUGGGGAAGAAGGUCGUCCACAUUCCUUACAGAGACUCAGUUCUCACCAAGUUGCUGCAGUCUGCACUGGGAGGCAACAGUCGCACUGUAAUGAUUGCCACACUGAGCCCUGCUGACAUCUGCUUUGAGGAGUCUCUCUCAACACUGCGCUAUGCGGAGAGGGCAAAGCGUAUCCAGAACAAGGCAGUGGUGAACGAGAGCCCGACCGAGCGUCUGGUCAAAGAGCUGAAGGCAGAAAACGCCAGACUCCUGCAGCGACUGGGCCGGCUGGGCCAGGAGGGACGCAGAGCCCACGAUGAGACCAAAGAGCUCCGUCAGCUGCUGACUCAUAACGAACUCCAGAUCAGAGCCAUUCAGACUCUGUGGGAACAGCACCUGCAGGAGGCGCUGAAGGACUGGGAGCAACAGUAUGCUAACAUCACACAGGAGAGGAGGAUGAUGCAGAUGCAUCCCUACAUCCUGAACAUCAACGAGGACGCUCAGCUGUCUGGAGUGGUCAAGCUCUUCAUCCAGGAGGGUGAAUGGGACAUCGGCCUGUGUGACUCUUCUCUGAGCUCCAUCUCUAUCAAGGGCCUUGGGAUCCAGGAGCGACAUGCCGUCUUCAGGAAUGAACAGCGCCGCGUGACACUGACACCUCAGCCAGGGUCAAAGGUCAUUGUCAAUGGACACGCUGUUUCCCAGACAGCUGAGCUGCAGCACCUGGACCGCCUGGUUCUAGGCUCCAACUGCACCUACCUGUUCAUUGGUUAUCCAUCAGAGAGGGGGGGGGACGACUGGAGCCGCUACGACUACGACUACUUCCAGUCUGAGCUUGCAGCUGCUGAGGGCGUCCACCUGGGUGAGUCCAGCGCUGAGAGCACUCACACGGACCCCAGUCUGCUGGCCGUGUUCUACGACUACAUCAAACUGAUGCCUAUGGUGGCCGAGGCCAAUCAGAUGAGCCAGGAGCUGAGCAAGGAGGUGGAGUUUAAGUUGGAGAUCAAGAAUUUGGCGCUGUCUGAUCCAAAAGGCCACGAUCUGGAGAAAGAGAUUGUUUGCAGAAUCACAUCGACGGGAAGAAAACAGGUUUGGAUGUGGUCCAAGACCAAGUUUGUGAACCGAAAAUUCCUGAUGGAAGAGGUUUAUCAGCAGCAUCAGGCUGAGCAGAGUGAGAUCAAUGUAAUAGAAGGGCUGUCUGCCGCUGCGUUACCCAGAGAGAAGGAUCCCUUCUGGGAUCCAGUGGAGCCUCUGCUCCUGGGCACCGCUCACCUCUGGCUUCAGUCUCUGGCCUUCCGCAUCCCUCUUGAGGAGCAGCUGGAGGUGCUGGGGUCAGAGGGCACAGAGGAGGCCAUUCUACAAGCUCAGCUGGUUCCCUGCAACUCCACUGGACUCCCACUCGGUGAAGACGACAUCCUGAUCGAUCCGUCUGAGUUACUGGGGCGACGACUGGACUUCCAACUGGUCCUGGAACAGUGUUGUGGUCUGCGCUGGAUCAGAGAGGCCCGCAAUAGAGGGGUUCAGUUUGGUUUUAGGAUGUUUGACUGCAGUCAGCCUCUCUACACUCCAGCUGUGUGGCACAACCUCAACCCUCUGCUGGACCACAGAGUCCACUUUGCCUCCCUCCACACCUCCCAGCGUCUGCUGGACUACCUGCAGAGCAGCGCUGUCGUGCUGGAGCUGUGGGGCCUUCAAGAUGGUUGCACCGACUUGGUGUCGUCUCUGGAGGGAGUGAGGAUGACGACAGACGGUGUGUUCAUCCUCGACGAGGAAGGCCCAACAAACGCUCCUGUAAACUCUGCGGAGCUCAGCUGUUCAGUGAGAGCUCUGCUACAGGAUGUGGAACAACUAAAGAGUGAUAAUGCUUUGCUGAGAAAAGAAAAUCACUGUCUGAGGGAACAACUCAACACGACCAGGAACGGUGGGGAUGGUGGCCGUAGUCGGUCGCUGCGUCCCAGCUGCGAUGCAGAAUUUGCCCGUGCUCUCAAGGUUUUCUACCACAGCAUGACCUCAGUCAGGGGUCAGCUUCAGCGCCUGCGCAGACACAGGCCCAGUGAGGAGUCUGACCUGCUGGGGCUCAGACUGUUUAUAGAUGAGCAGGGUCGUCGGAUGAGAGACUUCUCAGAGCAGCUAGAACAAAGUGUGUCCACGCUAAAACACGAUGUCGCUGCCAUUGUCCGUCGGAAACGUGAACGAUCAGGAAUCUGGUCUUGA